Messenger RNA from Talaromyces atroroseus, 636 nucleotides. RefSeq names its product GTP-binding protein rhb1. The record is from RefSeq and is a predicted model, not a curated record. Lineage: Eukaryota; Fungi; Ascomycota; Eurotiomycetes; Eurotiales; Trichocomaceae. The transcript has 3 exons. Gene Ontology annotation, molecular function: GTPase activity; GTP binding; GDP binding. Gene Ontology annotation, cellular component: plasma membrane. The coding region runs from base 1 to 636 and encodes 211 amino acids. Gene Ontology annotation, biological process: small GTPase-mediated signal transduction.
AUGCCUGCACCGCCAAAGCAGCGAAAGAUUGCCAUUGUAGGCAGCCGUUCUGUCGGUGAGGAAUGGAGCUUCAUGUCCCCUGAUAUCGCGAAAUUGGAUGUUAACGCCAGCUUGCUUCUCUUGACAGGGAAAUCAUCGCUUACUGUGCGGUUCGUGGACCAUCAUUUCGUAGAGAGUUACUAUCCUACGAUCGAGAACACGUUUAGUCGGAUCAUCAAACACAAAGGUCAAGACUUUGCGACAGAAAUCGUUGACACUGCAGGCCAGGACGAAUAUAGUAUCUUGAACUCGAAGCAUUUCAUUGGUAUCCAUGGCUAUGUGAUUGUGUACUCUGUGGCAUCUCGCCAGUCCUUUGAGAUGGUCACUGUGAUUAGGGACAAGAUUUUGAAUCAUUUGGGAGCGGACUGGGUGCCAUUAGUGAUUGUGGGAAAUAAGAGUGAUUUGAACGCAGAUCAGCGACAAGUCCAACUAGAAGAAGGCCAACAAUUGAGUCAGCAGUUCAACUGUGGUUUCACAGAAGCCAGCGCCCGUCUCGACUAUAAUGUUGCAAAGGCAUUCGAUAUCAUGAUUGGGGAAAUUGAGAAAUCCCAGAAUCCGUCGCAGCCCACAGGCGAUAGUAAGUGCACUGUCAUGUAA